CACUGGCUUGGUGAUGUGUACGUCACACCAGUUUACGGAAGCGUAACCAGCCACUACAAAAAUGGAGGACGACAUCUCGGAUUUGAGCAGACCACAAAUGUACUUGUUUGGUUGCACCCUCAAGUCGGACAAAAGGGAGUUCAAAGUUGAAGUAGACGACGAUGAUACGGAGCAACAGCUGUCACUCAAAGCAGUGUGUCUUGGAGCCGAGGCUGAGGAUAAGUUCCACAUGGUGGAAGUCGAGGGCCUAACUUAUGAUGGAAAAACGACCAAAGUGCCGCUGGUUGUCCUGAAACCGUCUGUCCUGCCCUCUAUAAGUUUAGGUGGAUUUGAAAUCACACCUCCAAUUACCUUCCGUCUCCAGUCUGGCUCCGGACCAGUUCACAUCAGCGGGCAGCAUUUUGUUAGUGUGAAGGAUUCAGAGGAUGAAGAAGAGGAGAACAAUACGUCACCUGUGAAGAGGCCUGCGAGCCUGAUGUCGGAGAAGAAGCCUCCAUUGAAAAAACUGAAGAUGGAUUCUGAUGACGAUGAAGACGACAGCGACGAGGAUGAUGAUGAUGAUGAUGAAGAUGAUGACGACAGCGAUGAAAAUGAUGUGAAGCCUCAGAAGAAUGUCGGAAAAGAGUUAAAAAAAACCCCAGCGUCUUCACCAAAGAAGCCCGACAAGACUCCGGUAAAACAAAAUGGCCCCGCAGGAAAACCAUCAGGAUCAGCGGUCAAACCGCAGAUUAAGACACCUGCCCCAGGAAAAGACAAACCCCAGGCUGGCCCGUCUAAAUCUCCCUCUCUGACUGAGAUUAAAAGCAAGUUGUCAACGGCAGCCAUGGAGGGUAAGCCACUACCGAAGACGGAGCAGAAGUUUGAGAAUUUUGUGAGGAGUUCUUUUAAAAUCUCAGACAAAAAAGUGGUCAAGGACCUUUGGAGUUUUGUACAAACUCUGAAGAUUGAGAAGAAGUAACAAACCUUGUAUCUUGAAGCAUUUGUAUGUUUUGCAUCCUGCAAGACAUUUAAAGGCACAGUCAGCGAGAUUUCCUACUUGGCCUUAUUAUGUCAUCAUUGCUUACAAUGACUUGGAGUGAACAGAAGGACUUAAAAUGGGUAAAUCCAUUAAUAAUUCAGGUGUCAUUGUUUUUUUAGAUGCGAAGCACCUCCUGGAGCUAGUUCAUAAUUCACUCACAAUCUCACUCAUCCACGUUUGGCAGACUGCGGUUUCCAGAAGGGGAAGCUGUCCAUAUCACAUGUCAAUCUGCCCCUCCUAUAGGUGAGGAAGGUAAUAGCACAUCCAAUUAGGACCUUCAGAUGUCUAUGUUGCUUUCCUACAGGAAAGAAAUAGCUGCUGCAAUUUUAAGACUUGAACCAUUUUCAGGCAAUAAAUGUUACACAUGCAGAUUUUUAUAACUGCAACAAAUGCCGGACAGACCGUCAAGUUAGUCAUUGCUUUUUUUGCCUUUUCAGGCCAUUCGGAACAUUUUCAGAUCCUACACACAUGUUUUUCGAUGUAAAAUAUAAAUCAUCAAAGCAAAUGCAGGUAGUGUAACUGUCAAAUUACAGAAGCUAUUCCUUUCCGUGCCUGAGAAGGUGAGAUCAGCAUGCCUACAUCUACUUUCUUCACAUAUAGUUUUUGCAUGUUACAUUGGAACUGCAGGUAUGAAACUGCUGGUGCUGCAGCAGCUUUGCAAUUUGAUGAUGGCUGAGCCUGGUUUCAGGUGCUUCGCAUCCACGACACUGUGUGUCCUUGUUAAGUCAACAAUGCAAUAGGAAAUAUAUUGCAGAAUGUGCCUUUAAAUAUCUCUACUGUAAACAGAUUAAUCAAGAGUCCCAAUUUGUGUGAAUUUCAGCAGUAUGUACAAGGGUUGUUAAUACAGGGGGACAAUGACGAUAUAUUUUUUUCUAGAAAACAUUUUGUUAUUUUUGGUUCUGUCUGGCUUUACAAAGCAUUUUUAGCUUGCUUACAGAUUGUGCUAUGAAUUUAUCUGGCAUAAUUGCUCUAUACAUAUUGUACGGAAAUUCAUCAGCAUAUGUCAAGAUAACUGUUUUUUAUUUUGUCACUCACUCUUCUCAUGUCAACUCCUGCAGCAGAAGCUUGGCCAACAACACCAAGGGUUACUUUUGUGUUUCCUGCUGUGAUAAAACAAAAAAGGAAUGCAAUCUAGAAACCAUACAGUAUAUUCACUGAAUGUGUGCAGUUUUAACCUUGCUACUCUUACAUAUCUUUACCAGUUAAUCUGUUGAGUGAAAAAGAAAUGUUUCAUCACAUUUUUACCAGGAACACACCUGACAUUUCUGGACAAGAGCAGUUUCAGUCUUUGCUUUUUUUUAAUACUUUCAGUACGGACGUAGUUAAGUUUAUAUUAGGAUCAUGAACUUGCAGAUCCUGCACAUUUCACAUACCUAUUGACUGGAUCUGUUUCAGAUGGCAUAUUUUGGAGUGUGAAUUCAUUUUAAGCCCAUUAACAUCUGUGAUACUGAGAGGGUAUUCAUUACAGUGAUUAUAGCCAAAAUCAUGUGUACCAAAAAUGUUCAUAAGAGAAGUACAGAAAACAUUCUAAGUAUUAUGAGCUCUAUAAAACCAACACAGAUACCCCAACUAUAAUGUUUUUCUUUAAUAUAAUAUACAUUUAAUAAAAAAAGUUAAAAACAAGGCAAAUCGAUCGUUAACUAGCUCCGGGGGUAUAUUUACGAUGUGGCACUAACAGUGUUUCAAUGUACUCUAAUUUACUAAAAACAGAUUACCAGCCUAUGAUUAAAGCAGCUUAUUUUAUUUAUUACAACAUAAUAAUAAGGUGUAUACAUCAGAAAAUUACAUCAAAGUAACCUUGCGUCACCUUCACAGAAACCCCAUAAAGAACUCAACUGGAUAAUUGUUUCAUUGUUGUCUCAUAUCGGCACUCUGAUGACAAUAAGCAUACACUCGCUCUGUGCUUAUAAUAUGUUUAUGGUCCUAUAUAAUGCCUUUUAUGAGCCAAAUGUUGGCAGAUGGAUACCGUUUUUAACAAAUCAAAUUGCUUGGUUCAGCGUGUUGUCUGUAAAGGAUAUUUGAAAUUCCAUAUCUGUAAACUGUACUAUAACUAGGUCAUGAAAGUUGCCCUGGAAAUUGACCUACAUUUUGAAUAUGUGUAAUGUUCUCCUGUGAGGUUUCAGAACGAGCAGGUUGCCAUCACUAGGAUUUAUUUUGGGCUUGUGUGUGAGUUCAUGGUGGAGUCCUUCAUUAUGGAAAAUAAUACUUCCCUAAAUGAACUUUCUGUAAAUAAGUGCGGCAGCUGAACAGUGAUAUUUUUAAGUGUAUGCUUAAUUCGCCCUUGCUAAUAGCUGGUUUUGCAGCUUGGAUCUGUUGUCAUGAUCUUUAUUUGAAAUAUUGUGUUCUAGUUUGGUAUAUAAGUGUUUUAUGUUGAGUAUAAAACCCCCUUUAAAAUGUUGGAAAUAUUGUCCUGUUUUUGUUGACUUUUCACUUUAGUUCUGCUGUUGUCAUCUUUAAGUUGUCCUUUAAUUCUGUACGGAGUAAUUUUGAAGCCAGUACCUAAAUAUUUCCAAGUGGAGGGGGAAAAAAAGAGAUUGUUAUCUUUGUUGAUAACCUGAUGUUUAAGGCUCAUUAUUUUUUAAUUAAUACAAAAAUGUGGUUGAAAUUUGGCUGUCACAAAAAAUAUUUAUCAGCAAACACUAGUUUUACUCCUAACAAUGCAUGGAAGAACAGCAUUGUAAAGUUAAGUUUUCUGGAUUGUGAGUAGUAGUAAAUAUCUACCAUUGUAUCCGACAAAAGUACAGAUUUGUCUAUAAUUUUGAUCUAUGAUUUAUACUGUAUUGAUCCAGUGACACUCUUUGUUCUUUAUCCAUCAUAUUGCCUUGUGUCUGUGACCGGAAAUACCUACUGUAAAACAUGAGUAUGUGGUGAUUGUCAAAUCUGAAUUGGUAUGGAGUAGAUGACAGGUAGGCUGACUCAAUGUGUUUAAAGAAAGUGCAUUUUGUCCUUUAGUCAAACUUAAUUGAUAAGUUCCUGCAUAACGGCUGAUGGUGGAUAUUCAUUCAUUCAUGGUUUGUUGAGAUGAACAUAUCCAUCCUUGUUUUUUAUCCUAUCUGUAACAGUUACCUGAAUAAAGUGAACCCCAGCUUGUUUUGAAUCACA
This is a messenger RNA of Micropterus salmoides (largemouth bass), 4120 nucleotides long. It is a transcript of the gene npm1b, whose product is annotated as nucleophosmin 1b. Lineage: Eukaryota; Metazoa; Chordata; Actinopteri; Centrarchiformes; Centrarchidae. Gene Ontology annotation, cellular component: nucleoplasm; cytoplasm; nucleolus. Bases 62 to 958 code for a protein of 298 amino acids. Gene Ontology annotation, biological process: regulation of centrosome duplication; ribosomal large subunit biogenesis; ribosomal small subunit export from nucleus. Gene Ontology annotation, molecular function: chromatin binding; RNA binding; histone binding. The transcript is spliced from 11 exons. The record is from RefSeq and is a predicted model, not a curated record.